AUGGCUUCCACAAAUUCACAACCAGUUUUUAGAGAUGGUGGUAACAGUAACAAGCCCCCAUUGUUCAGUGGUGAAUAUUUUGAUUUUUGGAAAAUUCGUAUGAAGGCACAUUUAGAAGCACAAGGAGAUGGUAUAUGGAAAGUCGUUGUUGAAGGACCAUUUGUUCCUAUGAUUGUUGUAAAUGGUGUAGGCACACCCAAAAUCCAAAGUUCAUGGGAUGAGGAUGAUAAGAAAAAAGUACUCAACGACAAAAAGGCAAUCAAUAUACUUCAAAGUGCACUUAACAUGGAUGAAUUUUUCCGUAUUUCAACAUGUGAAACAGCAAAGGAAAUAUGGGAUACAUUGGUGGAAACUCAUGAAGGAACCGUUGAAGUUAAAAGAUCUAGAUUGAACACCUUGAGUCAAGAAUACGAAUUAUUCACAAUGCAGCCUGGAGAAUCAAUCCUCAACUUGCAAAAAAGAUUCGUGCAUUUGACAAAUCAUUUAAAAGCACUUGGUAAGACUCUUACUAACGAUGAACUUAAUCUUAAAGUGCUUAGAUCUUUAACCAGGGAAUGGCAACCAAAAGUGACGGCAAUAUCCGAGAAGAAAAGUCUAUCCACAAUGACUUCCGCAACGCUGUUCGGAAAACUUCAAGAAUAUGAGACAGAACUUAGAAGACUUGAAAAGCAUGAGAAUCAAGAAAAACAAUCUAAAGGGAUUGCAUUAAAGGUUGAUUCCAAGGAAGAUGGAAAAGAUAAUCCGGAGGAAGACAAGGACUUCAUGCAUCUUGUAAAACGGGUAGGUAAAUUUCUUAUUAAUAAUGGUAAUUCUAACUUUGUGAAAAAGAAGAAAUUUUUUGACAAGAAGGAAGCAUCUACAUCCACACAAAAUAUCAUUUGUUAUGAAUGUGGGCAACAAGGACACAUAAAGACGGAUUGUCCAAAUCUUGCAAAGAAAAGUACUUUCAAAAGAAGAAAUGAGUCAAAGCCCAAAAGAGCCUAUAUUGCAUGGGAUGAUAAUGACAUAAGUUCAUCAUCUGAAUCAGAGAGCGAAGAAUAUGCAAAUCUUGCACUAAUGGCAUCACAUCAUUCUGAUGAUGAAAGUGAAGAGGUUAGUAGUAAAUCUUCUUCUUAUAAUAAUGAUUAUCAAGGUGCUAUUAAUGAAUUACUUAAUGAAUGUAAAAUUCUAUAUAAAACGGUGUCAACACAAAAGAAACAAAUUUUAUCUCUUGAAGAAAAGAUUGACACCAUGGAAAAGAAUUUUGAAAAUGAAAAACAAAUUUAUAUUGAAAGAGAAAAACAGAAUUUUACAUGCAAAGAGUGUGAUUCACUUUCCUUCCAAAUUGUCCAAUUGAAAAGAGUUCUUGAAAGAUAUGAAAAAGGACAAGUUGGAUUGGACAAUAUCCUUAGUCAACAAAGAUUUUCUAAUGAUAAAAGUGGACUUGGUUAUUCUAAUUUUGACAAACCAAGUACAAGUAAAACUAUCUUUGUUAAGGCAAUUGAUCAAUCCACCAAAGAGAAAGUGAAUAAAGCACCAAAAGUUCAUCAUUAUCCUAAGAAAAGAUUUUCUAAAAAGAAAUCCUAUAUUCCUAGAUAUAGAAGUAAUUUUGUUCCUACUUGUUUUUAUUGUGGUAUAAGUGGCCAUACUCCUAAUGCUUGCUAUGUAAGGAACAUUGGUGUUCCUAAUGGGGAGUAUAUAUGGAUAAAGAAAGGAACUAACCCAAGAGGACCCAAAGAAAAAUGGGUACCUAGAAAAUAUUAUUAA
Molecule: messenger RNA, 1746 nt
Organism: Trifolium pratense (red clover)
Lineage: Eukaryota; Viridiplantae; Streptophyta; Magnoliopsida; Fabales; Fabaceae
Exons: 1
Coding region: 1-1746 (581 amino acids)
Molecular function (GO): zinc ion binding; nucleic acid binding
Source: RefSeq, a predicted model, not a curated record